AUGGACCGCGAUACUUCGCCUGUCAACGCAUAUACACACGGUAAAUCGAUCAAAUUUAUUGAAUGCUGUGUAACACAGCCAUUUACAUGGCAAAUUAACACUCUUAAAGAUACGCUGAAAGAUGAAUGUGAUGAACUAAGAGAAGAUGCUGAACGUCAUACAAAUGAUGCUGAUGCAGCAGAAAGAUUACUUGAUUCUAAGAUGAAUAAUAUUCAACGAACAUUUAAUACUGAAUUUGAAGGACUUAGACAAAAUAUCAAGAGACGUAAACCAAAUCCAUCAGAGGCAAACUAUGAACAAAAAGAAAGAACUUAUGUUGAAUUUAUUAAUCAAAGUUCUCGUAGUUCUUAUUCUAAUAUAAGAACGGGUGGUAGUCAAUCGAAUGGUGAUUCAAUGUCAUUAUCAAAUAAUCGAAGUUCUACUAGAACAUUAGUUCAAGAUACUAUAAAGAGAAAAUGUAAUACAUUACUAUUAAAAUUACAUUUAAAAGAUGAUAAAAAAAGGCAUGAAGAAAAAAUUAGAAAUAUGUCUGACAAAGAAAGAGAUCAAUUUAUUGGUGAAUUAUUAAAUGAACUUAAAACAGAUUUAUUUACAAUUUUGGAUAAUAUUCGACAACGAUUGAAAAGUCAACGUCCAACAGAUUUAAAUGAUCCAGACUAUGAAGCAAAAAUUAAAUUAUAUUGUGACUUACUUAAAAUAGCAUCAUCUCUACUUGAAGAAGCAAAUAAAUCAGUUAAAGAAAUAUUUGAUGAAUUUCAUCUAUUUCUAGAUGAAUUAUGGAAUGCAAUAUAUCACCAAAAAAAUACUGAUGAAAUAAUGGAACAAUUUAACCAAAGACUUGAUCAUCAUAUGCAAACAAAAUGGGAAAGUAUUUUUAAGACCAUUGAUGAGAUAAUACAAGAAGUGGAAAAAGGUAUGAAACAAGAACAACCACAACAUAUGAGACAUUAA
Messenger RNA from Didymodactylos carnosus, 951 nucleotides. The record is from the annotation of a GenBank genome assembly. Lineage: Eukaryota; Metazoa; Rotifera; Eurotatoria; Philodinida; Philodinidae.